AGAUAUGAGUGCAAUGUCCCUGGCUGCUUUGCGGAGUUGUUUCAUCGGGACCCCUGCAGCUCAGUCUGGGGACACACACUGCAGAUCACACCGAUUUCCAAAGAGGAUUGUUUUUGCAAGAAAACAAGAAAAAAAAAAAAAAAAACUCCCUUUAAAGAAAUUGUACUGAAACCACCAGGGACAAUAGAGAGCUGGAAGUCUCUGAAGAGGAUUUCCUUCCCCACUUUUGUCCACCCCAGUCCCUUUUAUUGCAUAGAAACCUGCCCAGUUAAUCCUGAGCUGACCAUCACAAGGAACUUCUCCUGCAGAGCCUGCUGGUUCACACCACGUGCAUUGAGGGGGCUUUACACAGGCUGCUGGGCUUGUGCUGGAUGAUCACAAAUGUUAGCUGUGGGGCAGAUGGAUACUAACAGACAGGGUGCUUUUGUGCUGAGCAGCACACCCUUGGCUGCAUUGCAUAACAUGGCUGAGAUGAAAACUACGUUGUUCCCUUAUGCUUUGCAGAAUCCCUCCACUUUCAAAACCCCCAGCCUCUCCUCCCUCAACGCACAGAUCCCCCUGGGGACACCUCAUGGGAUUAGUGACAUCCUAAGCAGGCCUUUGGGUGCUACUCUGGGUGCGACCACUGGCAACCUCCUCACCAGCCUUCCUCGAAUUAAUGGACUUGCCACCUCCACUGGGAUGUACUUUAACCCGGCAGCUGUGUCCAGGUACCCCAAACCCCUGGCAGAGCUGCCUGGGAGAGCCCCCAUCUUUUGGCCUGGAGUUAUGCAAAGUUCUCCUUGGAGGGACCCGAGACUCUCCUGUCCUUGUAAGUAGAUCACUAAAUCAAUCAAUACAUUCCGGGUCACCUAACAAUGUUACUGUGUGUCACUAAUUUCAUUCGAAAUUCCUCAGGAGCCACCGGGGUCCUAAAAACCUGCUAUGCGGCCCUUUCCGGCAUUGCAAGGGUUAAUGCAUUUCUUUUAUAAAUCCUUCCCACUCUAAACAAUCCAGCGUUGAACUGUUAUAUAGUAAUGAUUAUUAUUAUAAUUAUUAGCAUGUUAUUCAUUUCAGACAAUAACAUUGACUCUAAGUGCAUUCCCCAAUAAUAAUUAUAAUAAAAAAUAGGAUUUUUGGAAUAAAUAGACUCAUUCUGCACAUUGCUUUAACUGUUUCAGUGCUGAAUGUCCAUAGUUACUUGGAGAGAAAAAAAAAAUUCUGCUCUUAAUACUUUUUUUUUUUUAACCCCAAAUCUUGAAUGUGACAAUUAUGCAACAGUAAAUAUGCAUAAUAUCAGUAUGUUUGUUUGAUUGUCAGUGAAAAACAAUAUUCUAUUUAUAUUGACUUUAAACAUACAGCUGGACUCUACCCUCCUUCAAAGCCAGUGAUAUCUAUGAUGUUAUUCCUUUCAGCCCAAGCUGGGAUGGUUCUAGAUAAAGAUGGCAAAAAGAAACAUUCAAGGCCAACCUUCUCAGGACAGCAGAUUUUUGCUCUGGAAAAAACCUUUGAACAAACCAAAUAUCUGGCUGGACCAGAGAGGGCUCGGCUGGCCUAUUCCUUGGGAAUGACAGAAAGUCAAGUCAAGGUAAGAUCUGUCACAUGUCUCUAAUAUGUGCUGCCAUGUUGUCACUCAGUGUAUUUAUUUUAUAACUAGCACUCACUCACUGCUAACAGAUCUAGCUACAAUCCAAAUAUAUGCUUCUCAGAACUGCUUGGAAAACAUGUCUGUGUGACUGGUUUAUAUUCUAUAUAUAAAUCACACAUAGAUCUUUCAGAAAUAUUAUUCGUCAGAGGCACUUUAGGCAUUCAGAUUGUUUAUAAAUCAAUGAAAAGCUCUUAAAUUCUAUAAGAUAACAGAUAUAUACCCUAUAGCUUUAAAAUAAAGAUGUGGAUUCCAAAACAGGGAUAUAGCAUAUAUUUAUACUUUGUAUCAAUAAGUUUUUUAACAAAUACAAAUGUACAUUUUUUUUUUAUCCUGUGUACUAUAUAUGUAUCAGAUAUCUAUAUACAUAUAUAUCAAUGGAACGUUUGGCACUCUAUAAAUAUAUAAUAUAAUGUGGUUGUGUGUAUGUGUAUGUGUGUGUGUAUAUAUAUAUAUAUAAUAAACCUACAUAUAUAGGAAUAUAUACACACAUUGUAUAUAUGUCAUAUGGACAUGACGACUAACUUGAAAAAAAUAAUCCACUUCGCCUGCUUUUAACUUACAUUUUGUUAACUGGUUGCUGUCAUAACUCGCUUUUUAGUGCACCAUAGGUGUUAAUGCGAAUUAACCCCUCCACAUUAUUAAAGGAUUACCGAUGCAGGCUUUAACUACUCCGCAAAGUUAGAUACAUUGCGAUUUAUUGCUUAUUGUGUGAUAUAAGAUACUGUAACGGCCAGCUGUUAGAUCGCAUCAGAUUAUUUAUAUUGAUCGACACAUUCUAAAUGAUACAGGUGUCCUUUUCAAUGUUACAAAGAAUCCAAUCCUCACGUUUCAAAAUAAACAUUCCACAAUAAAUUAAAUUAAACAACUGGAGGCAGAGCAAAGCAAUUAAGUAAAUGUGAGGAAACACAAACACAAGUCAUAGGCUGUCAAUCAGCUUUUACAUGAUAAAUAUACUGGGAUCACUCAUUAAAUAUCAUACAUAUUUAAUGAGUGAUAUAUCUAUAUACUUAUUAAAUAUAUAUAUUUUUAUUUUUUAUUUCCAAUAUGUGACUGUAUAUAUGAAUAAUGUUAUCCUGUAAUUUUGUGUGAAUACAGACAGAUUCGAACUGGUUUAUUUGGGAACAGAUUGGAUUAUACUAAUAAGAAACAUUAUUAUUCAACAGGUUUGGUUCCAAAACAGAAGGACAAAGUGGAGGAAAAGGCAUGCAGCCGAAAUGGCUUCAGCCAAGAAGAAACAUGACUCUGAAACCGAGAAAAUGAAGGAAAGUUCUGACAAUGAGGAAGAUGAUGAAUAUAAUAAACCGCUAGACCCCAAUUCGGAUGAUGAAAAAAUCUCCAGGUUAUUAAAAAAGCACAAAUCUACAAACUUGAACCUCCUUAGUCCUUGCAGUAAUAACUCUGACACUUUGUGAUAUAAACACAGAGCAAAGACUGUCCCUUCAAAAAAUGGACCUACCCCCAUCUUUCCUCCUUAAAGCGCUUUCAAAGCUGAAUUAACCAGGGUAUACAGAUUAUAAAUAAGAAAUUGUAAGUGGAUGUUUAAAAGUGGUAUGUGUUGUACAGCCUAAAAAUGUAUGUUAAGAUGUAUAUAUUUUUUACAGAAUAAGUUAUAAAAAGAAAAGAUCUUACUGUUAAUAUUCCUUGGGUUAAAGGGGACCUUUAACCCUUUCACUGUCAGAGAGUCAGUAAAUAGGUUAAAAUAACCUUUACAUUACCUGACUCCACAAUUUUUUUUUCCCCAUUAAGCUAAAGGCAAAACUGUUUGCAUCUAGAAUCAAAGUUUGUUACUUUUUGUACAGAUGAGGCCAUCUCCACUUUGUAUAUAGAUAUAUAAAUAUAUCUUAUUGAAGAAUCUGUGAUGUGUUUUUUUUCCCACGGUAAAAAAAAGCUCUUUUUAAGGUUUCACUCUCUAUAAAAAAUUCUUAAAGGACUUUGUUCACAAUUCAGCCAAAAAGAGAGAGAAUCCUGACCAUUUCAUUUGAAGUUCAAGUCAGAUAUUGAUGUUCAGAAAUGCUGAAAAAACUUUGUAUAUUCAAUAAAUUAUUUAACAGCUUCUCCUUACAAA
This is a messenger RNA of Pelobates cultripes (western spadefoot toad), 3692 nucleotides long. The record is from the annotation of a GenBank genome assembly. Lineage: Eukaryota; Metazoa; Chordata; Amphibia; Anura; Pelobatidae.